Messenger RNA from Rotaria sp. Silwood2, 261 nucleotides. The record is from the annotation of a GenBank genome assembly. NCBI's taxonomy places the organism in Eukaryota, Metazoa, Rotifera, Eurotatoria, Philodinida, Philodinidae.
AUGGGUUUUAAAGGACGAUUUCCUCGAUGGGUUACAGCAGUUCUAGGAAUAGCUCAAUUGUUAUUAACUGCUGCUAUUAUUGGUUUAGAAUUAGGUUCUGAUUAUAUUGAUCUUGCUCAUGGUACAAUAUGGAUAGGAUUUUGGGCUGGUCUUAUUUAUAUCAUAGCAUGUAUUAAAAUGCUUUGUAUCACUUGUUGUUGUCGAGGUCGUUAUUAUGCGACUUAUCUUCUUAUUCUGAACAUGGUUUAUUGGCUUGUGUAA